This is a messenger RNA of Dentiscutata heterogama, 1305 nucleotides long. NCBI's taxonomy places the organism in Eukaryota, Fungi, Glomeromycota, Glomeromycetes, Diversisporales, Gigasporaceae. The record is from the annotation of a GenBank genome assembly.
AUGUUACUUACGGAUGUUGUCUGGGUUAGCACGGAAACAUUUGGUUGGUGGCCUGCAGAGAUAAUAAGUCAAAAUAAAUCCGAAAAACCUUUACGUGUCCAACUUUUUGGUGAUAUCCCGAAAAAAACUAUGGAACUUGACAACACGUCAGGUGUUUUUAUUCUCCCAUUUCGCUGUGACAAGUCUUCCGAGUUUUUGGAGAAUGGAAGAAAUUCUGAUAUGAAAGAAAUAUUUAAAAACGCGGUUUCAGAAGCUGAGGAAAAAGAAACUGAAGAAAAUGAUGGCUUACCCAGUGAGGACUAUGCUUUUCAUAAAAUUGUUGAUUCUGUUGAUUCUACAAAGCCAUCGAAACGGAGAAAGAUUACUCCUGAAAAAAGAUCUACGAGAGGAAAAAGGAAAAGUUUUGGCUCAGCAAAUUGUCAUAUAACUCAUGAGACUUCAUCGAAUAAGCAAUCCACAAUUCUGGGUUCAGGCAAUGCUGAUAUGAAUUUUCAAGAAGAUGGAAGCCUUAUGAUCCCUGGCGAACCACCAGAUAAAUAUAAAAUAAAAUUUUGUGAUGGAACGACAUCAGUAAUUUCUCGAAAGAAAUUCUUUACGAGAUAUGAAGAUGGAUUUCAAACAUGUCAAUUGGGUGGUAUUGAGUUAGAAAAAGAGGAUCCCAAUUACUAUGAUCAGGAACUUAUUGAUCAAGUCCAUGAUCUUGAAGAUAUACUUUAUCGAGUUUUGACGGGUAGCGAAGAAUCCGCAUGGAGAUAUCGAGAUUUUAUUGAAGGAGGUAAAAAACGAAAUCAACUUGCAAAAAAAGUAUCUCCCGGACCUUUUAGCUUAAGCGAAUUCGCCAUGAUUGCUAAAGUUUUGAGAGGCAUGUUUAUACCGGAAGUUGCUGAGUCGAUUGAUCGACAUGAAAAAAUAUCUUCUCCAAAAAAGAGAAAGGGAUGUAAUGGUGGCGAUCUAAAUGGACAAAAAUCAAUCAAAAUACCCGAUAAUUCCAUUUUUUAUAAAUAUUCAAAAGAUUUAAAACUUCGGUUUGUAAGUGAUGUUUUACUCCCUGAAGUUAUUAUCAGACUUAUAAUGGAUGAUGAAGGAAUUGAUUAUGAUUCAGCAGAUGAACAAAUGUUGACAGGAUAUGAUGAUUCAAAAUGGGUGGAGAAUCUUAUGGCCGUAAGAAUUAGUUUUCAAGUUGAAUCACCAUUUAAAGAUAUUGCGCAGGGAAAAAGAGGGCCAUUAUAUCAUUACGUAUUGGGAUUAGAUUCGAAUAAUGCUACGAUAGCUACUAUAGCUAAUAUUAUUAACAAUUUAUUAUAA